CGCUGUGACAGCUUCACAUCUGUCGGAUUAGCCUCACUACAGCAGGAAACCGUGCAUCCUGGAUGUUGUAGCAUAGCUGUCAAGCCUCCUGCUCUCUUAUUUCAGCUUCCUCUCCACUGAGGCGUAGUUUAUACAGACACAUUUGCUGCAUAUUCUAGCUUAGCAGCACCACCUCGUCCAAUUUCCAGCCUUAGAUGGAUACAUACCUUUGGCUAUAGAGGUGCAGACUGUUGGGCUGUCCGGUGAAGCAAACCCGCCAUGCGUGAAUACAAGCUCGUGGUGUUAGGCUCUGGAGGUGUGGGCAAGUCCGCUCUGACAGUUCAGUUUGUACAGGGAAUCUUUGUGGAAAAAUAUGACCCUACAAUAGAAGACUCGUACAGAAAGCAAGUUGAGGUAGAUGGGCAACAAUGUAUGCUUGAAAUUCUCGACACAGCAGGCACAGAGCAGUUCACGGCGAUGAGGGACUUGUACAUGAAGAAUGGCCAAGGCUUCGCUCUGGUAUACUCCAUCACAGCACAGUCCACCUUCAACGACCUGCAGGACCUGAGAGAACAGAUUCUACGAGUAAAGGACACAGAGGAUGUGCCGAUGAUCUUGGUGGGGAACAAGUGCGACUUGGAGGAUGAGCGUGUGGUGGGGAAGGAGCAGGGCCAGAACCUGGCCAGACAGUGGAACCACUGUGCCUUUUUAGAGUCCUCUGCUAAGUCAAAGAUCAACGUCCUCGAUAUCUUCUAUGACCUGGUCAGACAGAUAAAUAGGAAAACGCCAGUGGAAAAGAAGAAGGCGAAAAAGAAAUCCAACUGUGUCCUGCUUUAAAAGACCCCCUCCAGCCCCUGCAGCAGCUCUGAGCCAGAAAUGCUGUAAUGAAGAACUGUUGCCCUGAUUGGAACGUGCCAGCAUUCCAACAGCCCCCCCACCACCCACUUCCCCAACCCCUCCAUCAGCCAUACACGGUGAAUCAGCUGAACUGCUCCUAUCAAAGACGAGGAUGACCUGCACCAGAGAGAGAGAGAGAGAGAGAGAGAGAGAGAGAAAGGGAGAGUGAGGGAGAAAGAAAGAGAGAUGGGCAGAGUGAAGAGAGAGAUGGAAAAGACAGUAAGAAAGAGAGAAGACUGUUCUCUCGCCUCCGAGGACCUUCCUCUGUGUCUCAGUUUCAGUGUGAACCCUUAACAGACAGUCUCCAUUUUCUCCACCAACAAACGCCACAAACUUAUGAUGAUAAAAGCCUCUGAAAGUUUAAAAAAAAAGUGUCCAUGAGCCGCCUACAUGGCCAAAGAUCAGCCCCCCCUCGUUUUCAUUUUUGGACCGCUAAACAAAAAGAUAAUAGCAGCGAUGAAAAGAAGGAAAACAAAGUUAGAACUUCAGUAUUUUUCAUCUUUUUCAAUAUCAAUAUCGUAGUUGAAAGACAUGGAAGUUGACCUCUUUUUAUUUGUAUGAUUAUAAAUAUUCAAAAACGAGCAUGAAAAAAAUGCAUCAGUUAUUAAGUGUAGAUGUUUUCAAGUGGAAAAGUGAGAUUUUUUUUAUAGCCAUACACCUAUUCUCCAUGCCUGUCAUGUCAGUGAUGAUAGAUCAAGGUCUAUAAUAUGUAUUAUUAUUUUUAUUAUAUAUUUUUUUCUUUGUUCGCCCUGUUGUUCAUGGACUUCUCUUCUGCAAAUAUCUCUCUCUGAUGUGACUUAAUUUUAUACUCCGUCACUGGGAUUUCAUAGCUCCCAUAAUAUAUUCUAAUGCCAUUUUUUGCAUAAUAAUGCUUCAGAUAAAAAUGGGUCUUUUAUAGAAGAAAUAUGGGGAAAAAUAAGGAUUGAUUUCUAUGUCUCUUGAAGCUGAAAUAUAUUAUACUAAACCAACUCUAAUAAUGCUUCGUGUUUUUCUGUCAAUGAUGUUCCAGCUUUUAUGGAUUAUUAAAGUACAUUUUAGUACAUUUUCAUUAUAUUGGUCAAUGUAUUUUUGUGAAUUAAACUUUUAUCCAAA
Messenger RNA from Eleginops maclovinus (Patagonian blennie), 1968 nucleotides. RefSeq names its product ras-related protein Rap-1A-like. Gene Ontology annotation, biological process: cellular response to cAMP; negative regulation of synaptic vesicle exocytosis; Rap protein signal transduction. NCBI's taxonomy places the organism in Eukaryota, Metazoa, Chordata, Actinopteri, Perciformes, Eleginopidae. Gene Ontology annotation, cellular component: plasma membrane. Bases 259 to 816 code for a protein of 185 amino acids. The transcript is spliced from 8 exons. Gene Ontology annotation, molecular function: GDP binding; GTP binding; GTPase activity. The record is from RefSeq and is a predicted model, not a curated record.